Messenger RNA from Myodes glareolus (Bank vole), 855 nucleotides. Lineage: Eukaryota; Metazoa; Chordata; Mammalia; Rodentia; Cricetidae. The record is from RefSeq and is a predicted model, not a curated record.
AUGGGACAGAAAAACAAUGUUACAGAGUUUAUCCUCCUGGGCCUCACUCAGGAUCCUGCUGGCCAAAAAGCAUUGUUUGUCAUGUUUUUACUCAUCUACAUUGUGACAAUGGUGGGCAAUCUGCUCAUUGUGGGGACAGUGAUUGCCAGCCCCUCCUUGAACUCUCCCAUGUACUUCUUUCUUGCCUUUCUGUCACUCACAGAUGCCGUUUAUUCCACUGCCAUCUUGCCCAAAUUGCUUAAAGACUUAGUUUGUGAUAAAAAGACCAUUUCCUUCGCAACUUGUCUAGUUCAGCUUUUUGUGGAGCAUUUAUUUGGUGGUGCUGAGGUCUUCAUUUUGGUGAUGAUGGCCUAUGAUCGCUAUGCUGCCAUCUGUAAGCCCCUGUACUAUUUGACCAUCAUGAAUCGUCAGGUUUGUAUUCUCUUGCUGUUGGCAUCUUGGGUUGGCGGAUUUGCUCAUGCUCUGCUUCAAGUUAUCUCUGUGUACAUACUUCCUUUCUGUGGACCCAAUGUCAUUGACCACUUUGCCUGUGACAUGUACCCAUUGUUGGGACUUGCAUGCACCGACACCUACUUCCUAGGCCUCACUGUAGUUGCCAAUAAUGGAGCAAUGUCUGUAGUGGUCUUUAUCCUUCUCCUUGUCUCCUAUGGAAUCAUUUUAAACUCUCUUAAGACUCACAGUCAGGAAGGGAGACACAAAGCUCUGUCCACCUGCAGCUCACACAUCAUGGUGGUUGUCCUCUUCUUUGUUCCCUGCAUUUUCAUGUAUGUUAGACCUGUCUCUAAUUUUCCUAUUGAUAAAUUUAUUACUGUAUUUUAUACAAUUUUCACUCCUAUGUUGAAUCCUUUAAUAUAA